CGGGACCUGUGAGGGAAGGUGUGAGUUAUCCGUGUGUGGGCCGGCUACUGUGGAUAUUACACUUGUGUACAGAAGGUUCCUGCAGUUCCUGACUCCAGUUCCUACAGCAGACGGAGCCUCUCAGGCAGGUUUAUUUUUAACCUAGUUAAAGAGUGUUUUGUACGUCUGCUCGGGCCCUGGAAACGCCGGUUAAUACAUUAACUAAAAAUAGUUUGGAGGAGAGAAGAGGCUACAAGAAUAUGGCCGGUCAGCCCGAGGAGAACUACUAUGGCAAACACGGUGAGCCAAGGAAGUUUGACUCAAAGUUUAAAGGACCCAUUGGAAACAGGCACUGUACAGACAUCAUUUGCUGCAUCAUCUUUGUUGUGGUGAUUCUAGGCUACAUUGCGCUAGGCAUUGUGGCCUGGAUUCAUGGAGACCCAAGGAAGAUUGUGUAUGCAACAGACAGCUACGGGCAAUUUUGUGGACAAAAGGGGACUGCAAAUGAGAACAAGACCGUCUUAAUGUAUUUUAAUAUUCUGAAAUGUGCAAGUCCUGUGGUGCUUAUAAAUCUACAGUGUCCUACAACUCAGCUUUGCGUCACCAAAUGCCCAGACAGAUUUGCCACAUACCAGGAUACUAGGUUAACCAACCAGUGGGACUACUACAGGCUGUUCUGCAAACCUGGGUUUAACAACCCCAGAAAGUCUAUUGCAGAAGUUCUACGGGAUGAAGACUGCCCAUCUAUGAUCAUUCCCAGCAGGCCCUUUCUGCAGAGGUGCUUCCCGGACUUCUCCACCAGGAAUGGAGUUCUCACCGUCGCAAACAAGACUCUGUUUAAGGAUGGAAUUGGAAAGAUGAGGAAUGUAACAGACCUGCGAGAGGCGGCCAAUGGCAUAAACAGCGUGCUGGACGCAAGGUCGAUCGGUAUGAAGAUUUUCGAAGACUACGCCAGUUCCUGGUACUGGAUCUUAAUCGCCCUUUUCAUCGCUAUGGUCAUCAGUCUCCUCUUUCUCAUACUGCUGAGAUUCACUGCUGGAGUGUUUUUCUGGAUUUUUAUAGUUGGUGUAAUAGGCGUUGUGGGUUACGGCAUCUGGCAUUGUUACUGGGAAUACGACAGCCUGAAAGGCGUACCUGGAGCUGACCUAACCAUAUAUGACAUUGGGCUGCAGACGGACUUCAGAGUGUACUUACAGCUGAGGGAAACCUGGCUGGCAUUCAUGAUAAUCCUCUGUAUUGUGGAAGUCGUCAUCAUUCUUAUGCUGAUCUUCUUAAGAAACAGAAUCCAAAUCGCAAUCGCACUGUUGCAGGAAGGUUCCAGGGCUAUCGGAUACAUCAUGUCGACGCUCUUUUACCCAAUCAUCACUUUCAUCCUGAUCUCCAUCUGUAUCUCGUACUGGGCUGUCACCGCUGUGUUCCUGGCCACGUCCGGGGAAGCGGUGUAUAAAGUUAUGGCAAACAAGACCCUGUGUCAACACGCGGACGACGUCUGCACACCUGAGACUUUCAAUACCAGCAAUGUGCCCGCCUUGUGUCCUGGGGCUCAGUGUACGUUUGCUUUUUACGGGGGCGAGAACAUUUACUAUCGCUACAUCCUGGUCUUUCAGCUGUGUAACGUCUUUGUGUUCCUAUGGUUGGUGAAUUUCUCCAUCGCGCUGGGGCAGUGCACGCUGGCAGGUGCCUUCGCCUCCUAUUACUGGGCUUUUAAAAAACCCGCCGACAUCCCGACAUGCCCCCUCUUCUCAUCGUUUGGACGAGCAAUAAGAUAUCACACCGGAUCCCUGGCGUUUGGUUCUCUCAUCCUGGCUCUUGUACAGUUUAUCCGAAUUAUAUUGGAGUACUUAGACCAUAAACUUAAAGCGUCUCAGAAUUCCUGCGCUAAAUUCUUGUUAUGCUGCCUGAAAUGCUGCUUUUGGUGCCUGGAAAAGUUCAUAAAGUUCAUAAACAGGAAUGCAUACAUCAUGAUUGCCAUCUAUGGUAAAAACUUCUGUACUUCAGCAAGAGACGCGUUCUUCUUAUUGAUGAGAAAUGUUGUGCGGGUCGCUGUUCUGGACAAAGUAACAGAUUUCUUGCUCUUUCUAGGGAAGAUUUUUGUUGCCGGUUCAAUUGGUGUCCUAGCUUUCUUCUUCUUCACAAGAAAGAUUCCUUACAUAACUGAUGAAGCUCCCUCGCUGAAUUACUACUGGGUGCCCCUCCUGACAGUGAUCAUCGGAGCCUAUCUCAUAGCACACGGCUUUUUCAGUGUCUACGCAAUGUGUGUCGAUACUCUGUUCCUGUGUUUCUGCGAAGAUCUAGAGAGGAAUAACGGAUCUGCGUCCAAACCAUACUUCAUGUCACCAGAGCUGCAUAGGAUUCUGGGGAAAAAGGAACUUGGCUCAAAAAAGUCAAAGCGCUAAUUUUAUAGCACUGGCUUUUCCUAACAAAACGCACCUUUAACCCAAUAACUAAGCUUCGAAGAGGUACAUGAAGGUUGGACAGAAGAUUUGGUUUCCGUAUGAUUUCUGAAGUCCAGAGCUAAUAUGUCAGAUGAUAAUGAGGAUGGUUUACUUGGGCAAUGAGACAAGGACCUUCUAGUCAGGGCAUGGAAUAAUGACCUUGUGGCGUCAAAGCUCUUGAGCUUGCAGCCACCGGUGAGGGAGCGGUUGUGCCAGGAUCUUCUCAUACAGCUGUUUUGUUUGGACGUAUUCAUAGAGGGAUGAUGCAGGAAAGACCUGCUAGUAAGGGAGACCUGUGGCAAGCAAAUCGGUUGUUGAGGACCUCCGUGUCAGGUAGACCUCUUUGAGCAGUGAGGAUGGCCUUCACUUGGGACCAACCAUGAGAACAUCGAAGUUAGAUCUUUCCAGUUGAAGACUGAACGAAGACCUGUUGAGGAUAGUCCUUGAGUUUGGAAAUGUAUAUCGUACAAAAAGAAGAUUACAUUUUAGUGCCUACGAACAGGAACAAUGUCAAUAUAUAGCUUUUCCUAAAACUGCUUUUGAGGUUUUAAUAUUUUUAUAAAGCUGGUUUCUGUAUAAUAGGAUCUGCACUUCUUUUUAUAAUUAACAAGCUUUCACUUUUCAUAGAAGAAAUACUUGACAUAAAAUGGUACAUUGAUAUUAUUAGCCAUAUCUUGCUUUCUUUGCUUUUCGUUGGUAUUUUGCUUUACAAAGAGAGAUUUGGCUUCACAAACUUGACUUUAUCUCAACAUUUGGUGCUAAGGAAUAUUUGCACUUCACAGGACGAGCAUUUAGAUUAAUCUCCGGUCGGAUGCAAACACUAAGAUCGCCUGCUGCGGAUCACUGGAUAAUGACAGCUUUGUAUAGUUGUGCUCUUACCCGAGGGUUUAUUUUUAGUACCAUUAGCCUAUAUACAGUGGACGUGAUUUAUAUAAUGCAGGCAAAGCUACAAUAGACUGACAUUUGUGGUGUGUGUAUCACAAUAUUAUAUAAGCAAAAUUAAAUAAAUUACAUUUACAUACACACACAUAUGAACACAAACUCUACAGUAACUUUCAUUAUACAUAUUUUCCUGAUUUUAUAACACAUCGGUGGAAAAGCCUUCCAACAUCCUGGGGCAGAUAUUCAUGAUGGCACAAUUGGCCAUGACCUGAAUUUCCCGGGACUACUCUAGAUCCAGCCAAAAUAUACCUACGUGUGAUCCGUAAUACACGCCCAGAUAUGCAAACUCUGGCCCUCGCGGACAACUAAAACUGCAGGUUUGAAAACCGCUAAGGUGACCAAGGGUGCUCCUUCCAACGUGGCAAGAUGAACACCUUCCCUCAGGUGACAGAAUAUGGGUCUGGCACUACGGGGCAGGGUAUCCUCUUGUCACCGCGGCCACUAUAGCAAUGUAUGACAUCAGGACAGGCACAGGCGUAUAAUAAACCGGUUGAAACUUCGGGAUCCCCGGUGUAACUAUUUUCUAUUUCUGCCUGUUGUUCCACGCUGAUUGGCAUGUAAGGACAGCCGAAACUUAUCGCCACUGCCUGUAAUAUCCCUUUUCUCUGUUAAUUUUCCAGGUUCCUAGGUGGAUGUAAUCAGUUUUGUUUUAAAGGAAUGUUUUUAACAGCAAUUACUUCUGCACAGGAUAAAAAGUGGGGGCCCUGGAGCAGGACAUGAAAGCACAGUGGAGAUGAGGGGGAUAGACUGUUAUCUGCAUAGGAUAUCCAGUCUGAGAGGAAAGCAGCCCCUUUACAGGGUGAUUUUGUUGGGCAAUUAAUAGUUACCACCCAAACAAACACAAACAUCACAAACUGGGCCUGAUUCAGAUUUGUAAGUAAAGCAAAAAAAGCAAGCAACUUUGUGUCUGGAACAAACCAUGCUGCCAUGCGAGGGGAGCAAAUACAGUUAUAUUGUUUCUGUGCAGAGUAAAUACCGGCUGCUUUUGCAUGUAGGCCACAAAUGUUAGACAGCUUUAUUUUUACACUGCAAUUCAGAUUUCAGUUUGGACACACCCUACGCAAAUCUAACUCUCUCUGCACAUGUUACAUCUGUCCCGCUUGCAGUGCAGCAUGGUUUUGCCCAGUUGCUUGCUUUUUUGCUUUACUUAUGAAUAUGUGUCAGUCCUGUUGUAUACUGACAGAGGACAUCUUUCAGUUGGUUUUGCACAUCACACUGAGACCCGUUUCCAUACAACACUUCCGCUACUGCAAUAGUAUUCGUCACGCCACAAUUUAAAAUAUUUCGGUAAAGCCCUUAAAGUUUUUUUUCUUUAACUCCUAAAUAAUAAUCUUCUUGAAAUACUGUUUGUGUUUGUUGUUACUUGUGCGAACAAAUUGCGUCUCGGACUUGAUUUAGUGACAGUUAUUCUGAGUGACGCAAGGUGGCUGACAUACUGUAGACCCCAGUUUUGGUGCAAUAGUUUUCAUUAUAAACCUCUGAUAGAACUUGUGUUUUUUUUUUUUUUUUCUUCCUUGAAUUGAAAGUAAAACCUGAAAAUUCUAUUUACCAGAAGAAGCAACUUUAUCUUGCAAUGAUAAGUGCACUUAGGAAAUGGGGAGACUGCAGAUAUCACUGUAUUAUCGAGAAGUCAAAUAUGUAAAGUGACGAUUUAAUGAUAUGUAAAGAUCUAUAGGAAUCAUUACUAAGGACGCAGUUCUGCCAAACAAUUUUUAUGCAAGCUUGAUAACUACCACUUUCAUAAUUAUUGGUACGUUUUUAUAAUGUCUAGUUAAAAAAAAAAAAGUAAUGUAACGAGAUAAAGGGGUAUUUUAUACAUGACCAUGUAAAUAAAUAUUUAUGGCUGAUAAAAUCCUGGAUG
Messenger RNA from Pseudophryne corroboree (corroboree frog), 5217 nucleotides. RefSeq names its product solute carrier family 44 member 5 (gene SLC44A5). Gene Ontology annotation, molecular function: transmembrane transporter activity. Bases 240 to 2375 code for a protein of 711 amino acids. Gene Ontology annotation, biological process: transmembrane transport. The record is from RefSeq and is a predicted model, not a curated record. The transcript has 22 exons. NCBI's taxonomy places the organism in Eukaryota, Metazoa, Chordata, Amphibia, Anura, Myobatrachidae.